UGCAAUCCAUUGUGACAAUAUUUUGUCCAGGAAAGAACACGGCAGCUUAAUCAUCGCAGUUGAAAAUCCCCUCUUUGUGAAUAGUUCGUCAAUCCGAAGUGCAGCGUAAUUUAUUACGAGAAGUAAAAGGACGAUACAUUUGAAAGCACGAAAAAUGACUAGUGAAUUGGAGGACGAAAGUUACGUGAUUCAAAUCCGUGCCAAACUCAAUCAACAGAAGGUAAAACUUUGGGAGCUUCCGUAUUACAAUGCUGCAACCACAGAAAGUUCUAUUUCCGAAAUGGAGAAACUGGCUAUAGAUUAUCAUGAAGAAUUGAAUAUAUCAGUGAAGGACUGCCUGCAAGCUAUCAAAAAAUUACAACAAAAUGCAUUGGAUAAGCUAAAGAGUAAAACCGAAUUUACACAAACUGGCCUGGCAACGUUGAAAAUUAGGACACCCAUGAUGCAUGAUGCCAAUAAUAAACUGUUCGAUGUGAAGAUUAAAAUCGCCUCGAAAGCACAGGACCUUGCUGAUAUUGUUGCGAAAAGAUUAACAAUCGAUGCCCUCAGAAUAAAGUUAGUUUGUGCAGGAAAACUGCUGAACCCUAGUAAAACCCUUUCGGAGCAAAAUGUUCCAAACGGGGCCACCGUUAUGGCAUUGGUAAUGAUGCAAAGCGUUGAUGCCGCCCAGAAAGAAAAUGGUUUAUAUGAUCGUGUACACAAAAUUAGGACCGAUGCUGAACUGCUUAUCAACGAUAAUGAUCAAUCGGAUUUUCUCAGUUUGGAAGAUCAAGACGGAAAUGCAAUUCAUCUUCCCAAGACUGAGAAAAAAUCCCUUUUGAUGGCGCUAACUUUGUAUGAGAAAGGAAAAGUAGCGCUAAGGAAGGAUAAUUUUGAAGAAGCACUUCUAUUAUUUCUAGAAGCUGAUAAUGAUUUUCGGUCUUGCAACUCCCAGCUACUGACAGUGGUCGACAACUAUGCUCUUCUGAAUUUGGACAUAGUUUGGUGUUAUCUUUGCCUUAAGAACAUUAACCAACUACCUGACGCCGAACAGCGAUUACGAUUAUGCGGGGAGAAAUUUCAGCAAAGCUACGGGGAGAAUAUGCAUCGAGCCGCAACAAUCAGAGGAACCCAGCGAUGCAGUGAGAAGGCUUUAUUACUUAGACUACAUUUAUUGAAAGCGGUCCUGUAUUUCCACCAAAACAAACGAGAAGAGGCUAGGGUAAUGUUUCAAGUGGUAGAAACCGAACUUCAGAGUCUGAAAGUUGAUGAUGCUUCGUUAACCACUUUACUCGAAUUCGGAUUUGAGCUGUCCGAGUCUCGAAUAGCUCUGAGAGCAACGUCGAAUAAUGUAGAAGCUGCCAUCGACUUCAUAAACAAUAGGAGAGAAAUGUUAACUGCAAACGAGAAAAAGUCUAAACGGGAGAAGACGUUGUAUAAAAAAAUUGGUUUCGAGCAUGCUGAUGAAGUCCACAUAAACGUUGAUUUGGUUGAUCAGCUUGUUGAAAUGGGCUAUUCUGAAUCGUUGGCUGCCAUGGCUUUGAAGAAGUCUAAAAAUAAUAUCUUGGACGCUCUAAACGAACUUCAAAAUAAUCAUGAUCAGCUGAAAACCGAACUUACGAAUAGCCUCACCCCGUCCGAGGAUCUCAUCGACAAACUUAUUGAUUUAGGGUUUCACAAGGAAGCAGCAGUGACAGCUCUUCGCCAAACUAUCAACAACUUUGAAGAGGCCGUUGAGUUUCUCGUAGCAGCACAAAACAACAACAGUUACGACAGUUUGCUAACCGAGCAGGAAUCGCUGAAUGCUCCACUUCCAACAAGCACAGAGACGGUUGGUACGGUACCAUCCGGAUCAGAACAACCAGCAGGACCGUCUCGUAAAAGGGCCAAGAACGAUAGGAAUAACGCAAAGAAGGAAAUGAUGGACAUUUUGUACAAAAGCUUCUCCAAGGACAUGAAGACUAACAGUGAUACUUAUCUGGAUCUAUCUUUGGUCGAGGAAGCAGCUGUUUUGGAUGAAUACAAGAAGUUGCUGAACAUGUAGGCUGGCCAGUGAAUGCUAAAACGCCAUUAUGCUGCAAUAAAGUUUUUAUUUAUUCAAAUUUUAUAUUCAUAGGUAUACGAUGUAUCUAUAUUAAUAAUCAAUUUAUGCAAACGUAAGAA
This is a messenger RNA of Armigeres subalbatus, 2142 nucleotides long. RefSeq names its product NEDD8 ultimate buster 1-like. The transcript has 6 exons. The record is from RefSeq and is a predicted model, not a curated record. Gene Ontology annotation, biological process: regulation of ubiquitin-dependent protein catabolic process. Lineage: Eukaryota; Metazoa; Arthropoda; Insecta; Diptera; Culicidae. Gene Ontology annotation, molecular function: protein binding. The coding region runs from base 155 to 2023 and encodes 622 amino acids.